CGCCAACUCCUGGUGCUGCACAGGAUCUGAACCCGGAGGAAAGUGCAGGCAACUUCAGUGAAUAGCGGUCCACAUCUGCAUGUGGAGAUAGGCAAGCAUACAAAUUCAUCUUCGUCACGUGUCCUGUGCUCGUUCUCCUAGCCUCGGCUCCCGGGGAGUGAGGGUUUUGAUUCACCCUACUCUUGGUGAUCACGGCCGUUAUCUGGGCGAGUGGAUCAUCCGAGAAACUGUCCUCAUUUGCAGCCCUUGGAGAGGUUGAGACAGCCUGCUGAGUGCAUAUACACAUCCAAAGAGAGUAUGGGGAAGAAGCUGGACCUGACUGCUUUAACGGAGGAUGAAGCGGAACAUGUGCUGCAGGUGGUUCAGCGGGAUUUUGACCUUCGGAAGAAGGAGCAGGAGCGACUUAGUGAGCUGAAGCAGAAACUAAAUGAAGAGGGCAACAAGUGCACCAUCCUCUCCAAGCAGGAAAAGUUCAACAAGAACUGCUGCAUUCGCUGCUGCAGUGCUUUUACAUUCCUAAUCAACAGCAAGCACCCAUGCUCUGACUGCAAGUUCAACAUCUGCAAGAACUGCGGUGCCUACAGCAAGAAGGAGAAGGCCUGGAUCUGCACCGUGUGUCAUCAGGCCAGGCUCCUGAGGACCCAGUCUUUGGAAUGGUACUACAAUAAUGUCAAGUGCAGGUUCAAGCACUUUGGCAGCGCCAAGGUGGUUCACACAUUGUACAAGCGACGCCUAGCAGGCAGAGGGAGCCAGUCCGCUACACUAGGAGACAAUGUUCUUGAUGGCAGCCAAGAUAAUGAAGAGCAGACCUGUGGCAGUGGGUGCAGACAGACAGAUGGUCACACUCUCAAUGAAACUCUAGCUGUGGCUCUUCGAGUGGCUGAGGAAGCAAUUGAAGAGGCAAUCACCAAGGCAGACUCCUACAGUGAUAGUUUGGAAAAACAGAGCGAGAGCCAAUAUUUACAAGAGCACAAAGAGGAGUUGAUAGAGGAGCUCGCCACUACUAUACUGCAGAAGGUGAUAAAGAGGAGGAAAUCUGGGAGCAGCUUCACUGACUCUGAGUCAGAACUGGCACACUCCCAGCGCAAGACUUCCACCAAGGAUUUUGCUCGACCUCUUCUUGAAAGCCACCAGGAGAUGUCAAACCUAUGGAGGUCUCACUCUGACUCCUCACUGACUAAUGCAGAUAUCCCACCCAAGGAGAGUGCUGAAGCCAGCCUUAAACCUGCAGAGGCCACGUGGGGCCAGGGACAGCUCCAACCCUCUCAAAGUACGGAUAUCCGCCCCUACUCACUGCCAACAUGGAAAAGCAUGGAGCUGCUGGAUAAUGCAGGUUCUUCAGCUGUGCUCCACAGUCCUGACGGCAACUGGAUGGCGAUGCCUUGUAGACCCUCUGCGCCCCCUCAGCUGCUGACUAAGCCAAAAAGCCGAGUGUUUGUCGCCCUGGAGCAAGAGACAGACGUGGUAUCUGCCUACGAUGAGAUGGGAACAGAUGAAGACAAUGAUGAUGACACUGGCUGGAGUUCGGCCUUCACAGAGUUCAGGCCACACUCUGGAAAGUUAUCUGAUGAGACCUGCUUCAUGGGUUCCCAGCAGGACAACGACUCGAUGUAUGCUGAAGGGAAACAGCAAUCCGUCACAUCGCCGUUAUCCGGCCAUUACACGGAGACCAUGCGCUCAGACUCCGAACCAUCCCCCUUGAGUUCCAUACGGAUAUCUGUGAGGGGCCCAGAUGGCCAAGUGAUGGUUGAUGAAAGAGGACCGCAGAUGGGGGACCACAGGGCACCCAGCCCCCACUAUUUGGGGCAGCUGGACUUAAACUACAACGCACAGACCCCAGACUUAGGGACCCUUGACAGCAGUGAUGAUGAAGAUCUUCCUGAUACGUCUGGCAGGAAGUACAGACAGCGGAAAAGAAGCAAAAGCUCAUCCCAUGAGAAACUGUUCGAAACCGAAGGGCCAUUCAGAAGCCAGCAGUCAACGCCCAAAAACACUUGCCAGGAGCUGAGCAGAUGCAUGUUGGCCAUGGAGCAGAAUCUUGCCCGGCUAGAGAGGAGAAUCAGCCUGGAAACCUGGAGCAGAGAGAAAUCACCAGUUCCCGUGGACAAGAUCCAAGCCCCUGAGGGUAAAAGCGACCUGGAUGCAUACAGUGGUGCUUCGCUCUCGAGAAGCCAGGCAGAUAUGGUGGAAAAGGAACUGAAGUCAAAGAUGUUUCGGCUAAUUAUGAAGCUAAGUGACAAGGAGUCAUCGUCUGGGGAUGAGCUAGAUCUAGAGUCAAUCGAGGGAGCUCAGGAGACCUCCUCUUGUGAAGAAGACCAUAAGCACAUUCAGGAUGAACUUGUGAGGAAGUACUCAGCCAUCUCGCUCUGCAGCAUUACGACAGAGGCACUGAAAGUCCUUGGUGCCACGGAGGACCUAAUUGAGGCCACACAGGAAGAUCGUUCACUGCCUGAUUCUUGUGAGGGGAGGAUACCCUCAGAGAAAGAAGCAGCCAAACUUCAGGCACAUCUCUCCAAACUUGAGGAAAAUGUUUACAUAACAGCCGGCACUGUGUACAGUCUUGAGGGCCAGCUGAAUGAUCUCGAGGACUGUGCUCGUAGUAUUCACAGUGUAACCACUGAAACCAAGCUGGCAGAUCUGGAAGAUCAGGUGGCAACAGCAGCUGCUCAGGUUCACCAAGCCGAACUCCAGGUUUCGGACAUAGAGCGCAGAAUUUCAGCCCUGAAUGUAGCAGGUCUGAACGUGGUCCCCUGUGAACGACUGCUGAAGAAACGUAACCUGCCCGAGGCGACGGCUGAGACGAUUGAUUCUUCAAGGCAACAGAGGAGAAAGCUUCCUGCACCACCAAAACAAGGAGAGAGAUUUGACAACAUGGGAACAAUCAGCAGGAAUGGUUUGUUUCAAGAUAACACAAAAACACAGAGCCAAAAGGAACCCGCAAUCGCAAUCGAAAGUCCUGCAAAGUCGGUACUGUACUGAGAAGUGGACAGCAUGCUGACCCACUCACUGUCUAUGGUUGUCCAUAGAGUGCCUUGAUUCAUGGAAAGCUUUGCCCAGAUCAUGGAUUUACCACCACUCAGUUCCCUAGAAACAGACUGUAACUGGAGACCUUCCUGGGAUCAUUCUGUAAUAACUUCUGGAUUGUACCUUUCCUUUGGUAAAUCAAAUGUUUUGCCUUAAUUUCGAAAGAGACCUUUUCUGAAUGGCAACUCGUCUCUCUAACAUUGGUCCACAUUAAAUGAAAAGCACUUUGGCGUAUUGAUGUACAGAAUUUGUGGUGUUCAUGUAUGUGAUUUGUCUUUAUAUGAUAGCACAAGCUCAAUGUAUUUGGAGGCAGGUUUAUUUGUAAGUGACUUGUCCACUGUAUAAUCUUACUCAAAUGCAAAAUGGUUGUCCAAGUAGCCAAAAAAAAUCCCGGGGUAUACUGUACUUCUGCCAAUCCUGGGUUACUGGCUGUUCUUCUUCAAUUCGCUGGCGUGACAACAUUAUUGAACCAAUUUAUAAUCAUUAUUUUGAAGUGCAUAUUUGUUUUCAGAUAAAUAAUUUGGGUCUGAAAUGUUCAUUGAUUUUAUUUUUAUGUUGAGCACAUCAAACUUUCAUCCAGACUGAAUGGAUUGCAGAGCAGGGCCUCUGAGUGAUAUAUUUUUAUUGUUUUUUUGCAAAAGUCAGCAGGGCCAUCAAGCACCUCUCUCAGUUACUGGGGCCAAGAUACUAAACAGAAGAGACAAACAAAGAUCAAAACAUUUUUGGAAAAGUAUUACAAAUCAAAGU
This is a messenger RNA of Mobula hypostoma (lesser devil ray), 3771 nucleotides long. It is a transcript of the gene myripb, whose product is annotated as myosin VIIA and Rab interacting protein b. The record is from RefSeq and is a predicted model, not a curated record. The transcript is spliced from 18 exons. The coding region runs from base 298 to 2979 and encodes 893 amino acids. NCBI's taxonomy places the organism in Eukaryota, Metazoa, Chordata, Chondrichthyes, Myliobatiformes, Myliobatidae. Gene Ontology annotation, cellular component: cortical actin cytoskeleton. Gene Ontology annotation, biological process: intracellular protein transport. Gene Ontology annotation, molecular function: myosin binding; actin binding; small GTPase binding.